UAUCACAACUCUUCCUGUCAGCCGUCAAAAGGACAUCAAAUCUUUUUCGUUUAGAAAGGGACAUAUUUGAACUAAUAUAACAGUUUCCCUUCAAAUGGCACACAGAUAAGGUACCUAGCUUUUGAUGAGAUUGGAUCGCUUGUGUGUUAAUCAAUGGCCAAGUGCUGUGGCUGAUGGAGGACACAAAACGGUGACAGCGGUGGGAAUUCUCUAGGUUGAACUUCAAUGCAGAAAUUUAUUGACAGCAAUGCACCACUUGCAUCAAUUGUGUGAUUAUGACAGCAAGUUUUUCUGAAGACGAAGUGAAAAUGGAAAAUAUCCAGAUUUUGAAAAAGACGAGUGAUCAUCAUAUUGAAAGAUUUAAGUUACCCACCAGUCAAUUCUCACAGCUUUCGUGAUCGUUUAGUUGGUUAACAUCACUAAACAGUCUACUCAAAGCCAUUAAGGUCAGUUAUCAGGAACUUGUUCAAACCAAGAAGUAUUAACAUCAGCGUGUCAAAGUCAUACAGGCUAUAGUCAUUUCUAAACCUUACCUUGGUACAUACAACACACUCACUGCUAAAAUGAAGAAACCUCCGAAGGGUCAGACAACGACCCUUCCUGACAUCAUGUUCACGAGUACUGCGUCCAGUCUCCCCACCCGUGUCUACAUACACACAGGAACCUCCAUGGAUACGACCCACCCCAAGGUCACCAAUGAUUCUUCCAACACUGGAGCAGUGCAUAAUGGCAAAUCUGAUCAGAAUGUCGGAGAAGAAAAUGGUACCGAAACUGAGGUCAAUGAUGGUGUUGAAGAAAAUAAUGUCAAAAAUCACCAGAAAAUGGAACACACAGACAAUGAAGUCAAAGUCAAGGAUGAACGCAAGGACAAAUCGAAAGUGCAUGGAAAUAGUACAAAAGCUAAGGAUAAAAAACAGCUUUCCGACAACAAGACAAUGAGUAGCGACAGGACACCGGAAAUGCAGCCCAGUCCAGAUGUUAAAGAGAGUCUAAAACUGCCAGAACUACAACAUAACUCUAGGUCUCCUAGUCUGGCGGGUACGCCAAACCGGUCACCUCGCAAGUCGACACCAAGUACUUCGCCCCGGCUAUCAGGGGAUAAGAGUAUCGAUGCUGGUAAGGAUCUAUAUGCACAAGUUUUACACAAUGCAAGGAAGUCCAGGGCCCAGGAUAAAAGUCACAACUUCCCAGAUGUCAAGAAUAAGUAUCUGGACAAACGAGAGAACACCAAGGACCUGCUAAAGAAUCAAGAGAUGAUCCCCAUACCAUUCUCACAUACAGACAGGAAGGUCACUGUGGUGCGAAACGCUAUGUAUGGCAACUUUCUUCGCAAAUCGACCAAGAAACUCCAGGAUGAUCUGCGUCAGACAAUGCGAGUCUACUCCAGUGAGAAGCACGAACUUCUUCGUCAGCUCGCGAAUCUACGGCACGAAAUGGAUGAACUGAAGGCCACCGAUAGCAGCUCCUCCCCAACCUCAUUUUCUAGCGAUUCUUCCUCUGUCAAAAGCACACCACGCUUCUUUAAAGCCCCCAACCUAGCCGCGAACAAAGUCAGAAAGAAAGGAAGGAGACGAAACAAUUCUGUAACAAGUGAUGAAACAAUGGGAAGUCAGAACCAGAAAAUCAAGGAAGGAAUUUUACGUCUGCCCACCAUCAAGGAUGCAUCUCCUGCCCCUCAGGAGUGGGAGUCCGGCAACUCCAUGCACACAACCCUCCCCCCUAUAGAGCAUCCCAAGGGGCUGGUGGCAGUAAAGGCCCUCAUGGACAACAACUUCUCCAUUCCCAAAAUAUCCGACCCCAGUCGGGAGGACAUCAGCGUCUCAAGCCUCAGACAACAGUCCAAUCGUGAAAAGAAAAAAGUGCAUUUCUCUGAAGUGAACAAAAUAACAGAAUUUGAGGUGAUACGAUACAAUGAAAAUGAGGCAAAAAACUGGCGACGUGGUGGGGAAAAUAGUCCCCAUGACUACUAUCGUAAACCCCGUGCCUCAAAAAAGGGAAAGGGUGAGAGGGGUGGAUCCAGAGGGACUCUAGCCCCUCUCAAGCGGCCAAACGAUCCCAAGGAAGCACAGAAGGUAGCUGCAGAAUACAAGUCUCUUUAUCUUUCUAUUCACGAUCCCGAGGAACGGACCAAAACACUGGCAGACAUUUUGUAUGCUGUUCGCAUGCGUAUGCAGGAAAACGAACAGAAUUUAAAGUUUGGUGAAUCACCCCGCCCUUCAAAGACGAACAACACACUGUGCGAUUUUCUACUCAGCAACAGUUCUGAAGACCCGCUGUUAAAGGGGGAACCGAACAAGGUGGGGAACAAGUUCCUGGGAGCCCCGAAUCAUACCGCUGCCAGAAUCGGCCGACGAUCUAACGCUAUACAGCUACAGAACUAUUUACGCAAAAUGUCAAAGUCGCGUAGGAUGAUUGAGCAUAUGGAGGCGGAGCAGUAUCGCCUCGCACACAUCAUGGGCCAUAAACACCUGAUGGCUGCUUCUCAAGCUGCACAAGCUUAGAGAAAACAUUGUGUACCCUCGACGGCUGCAUCUCCAUCCGCUCACCAAUGAAAGUGCUUCUCUCUACAAAGCUACUACAAUUACACAAUGACUGCUUUUAAUUGAUGAACCUUACAUGCAUAUCUGUUGGCUAACAUGCAGUGCUUUAGUAUUUUGGUUAUCACACCAAGGGACCUGGAGUGUUCCAUCAGCCCUGAGAUACCAAUGUGGUUCCCAUGACUGGGGGCCACUUUCGUAAUGUGGCUCUUGCACAUCAUCUUAGACAGUGAACAAGAGAUGAAUUUAGUUUCUCAAGCAUACAAAGUUAAACAGUUUUUUGGAUAUAUCUCCAUUUUUAACAAUGGAGGUGGAAACAAAAGUUGGAUCACUAAAUUCUGCAGCCAUGUGAUGAGAAAUGAGUGGAUUUUCAUCUGCUGUAGAUAGACUGCGACAACCGUGUGGAUGGACUGUGACAUCCACACCCAACCGUGUGGAUGGACUGUGACAACCGUGUGAAUGGACUGUGACAACUGUCUGGAUGGACUGUGACAACUGUCUGGAUGGACUGGGCCAACCGUGUGGAUGGACUGGGACGAGCAUAUGGUGAUGGUGUGUUUUAUAGAAACUGACCUGAUUGCCUACCAAUCAUAUAUGUGAUUUCUGGUGUUGUUCUGUGAUAGUGUGGUUCUGAAUGUAUGAACGUAGCCCUGACUCUAAGUGUGAUCUCCUAUACUGUGUAAACACUACUUAAUCAAUUUAAAUAUGAAAUUCCGUGGAUUUUAACAGGACAUGUUUAAUUCCGAGAAACUUGACAUUACUCUAUCAUGAUGAAACUCGUUGUUGACCAUAGACACUAAAAUGGACCUGUUAAACUGGAAACCACAUCUAUUGAUGUAGAUAUAAGUGCUGAGGACUAGAUUUGUGAAGAUCUGUUUGCCCCCGAUGUUUGACCAGGACAAUGGGCAGGAUGUUUCACUUAAACACUAAAAUGGUCAUAGUCUUUUUACUGCUGAUCACGGUUUAAUGUUGCUCAAAAUUGUUACGAUAAAGAAUUUGAAGAUGUGCCUUACAGAUAUAAAUGUGUGCCCGAUAGCCGUUCUAUUGGUUCUUUCAGCACACUGUGAACUUUUCACACAAUGUUGUUCUGUUUUCCUACAAAGAGUCUAAAAUAGUUUUACCAUAUAGACAAAGGGGUGAGAGUGUUUCACAGCUCACUGAUAACAGAAAACAGGUUCAUUUUAUAACCAACAUGUCAGUUGUAUGACGGAGCUGAUAAUGUACUUGUACAUAUAAUAAAUAUUUAUUUUUCUAUCAUUCUUAAGUUGGCUGUAACAUACAAGUUCUUUAUCAUUAAAACUGGUCAAUUUAACUAUGACAACUGUGCUAUAUUUAAUGUGCCCAUAUGGUAACUGUCCUACUGUGUCCAUGACAACUGUCGAGUGGUCAGUGACAACUAUUGAGUGUUCAUGACAACUGUUGAGUGUUCAUGACAACUGUUUUAUUGUGAUUAUUGUACAACUGAUCUGUGUCUUUGACAACUAGCAUAUCCAAGUUCUAUUUUUCUAUGUCGGUGACAACUAUCUCUUUUUUGUCCACUUUGAUUGUUCUACAGUAAAAUUCUUCGAUGAUAACUGUUUGACUCUGUUCAUGACAACUGUUUUAUUGUGUCAGUGACAACUACCUAUGACAACCUCUAGUGUGUCCAAUACGAUUGUUCUGCAGUAUUAUUGACUACAGUGACAACUGUUCGACUCUGUUAACUACAAUAGUUUGUGUCAAAGACAAAUGUUCUCCCCUACAGUAUUUAACAUAAUAAAAUAAACACAUAUCUGUGAUUUUCCAGUGACAUAGACACUGACUGAUGUGUAUUCAACCUAAUGGCAAAACCAUUUCAAAGAGGAGCUAGGUACAUCUUUACUGUCAACUGAUUGUAGGGAUAAGCCGGGCCCUCUAUGACAACUAUUUAAUUAAGUAAUGCUGAAAAUUGGUAAUAAAUGUGUGACAAAAAAAAUAAUCUUAAGUUGUUUUGUCUUAAGAUUUG
Molecule: messenger RNA, 4521 nt
Organism: Mizuhopecten yessoensis (Yesso scallop)
Lineage: Eukaryota; Metazoa; Mollusca; Bivalvia; Pectinida; Pectinidae
Exons: 5
Coding region: 564-2501 (645 amino acids)
Source: RefSeq, a predicted model, not a curated record